Molecule: messenger RNA, 486 nt
Organism: Trematosphaeria pertusa
Lineage: Eukaryota; Fungi; Ascomycota; Dothideomycetes; Pleosporales; Trematosphaeriaceae
Exons: 2
Coding region: 1-486 (161 amino acids)
Source: RefSeq, a predicted model, not a curated record
AUGUCCCUUAACUAUAACUCCGAUGAUGCUUGCCCACGAUCUCCUGGCCUCGUUCCCGUCCGACUAAGAGCAACCCCUUCACCCUCUCCACCACCAUGUGUGACGCAGCCGCAAGCUACUGUUAUGUUAACUGCCGAGAAAUUUCGAGGCAGGAAAAAGACUCGUCCAAGUCAAGGGGACCACGUCCUUAUCCGGGUUAUGGAACCGAACAAACCCGACAUUGCACAACAAGUUGGCGAACGAGCAUUGAAUUCAGAUUCUGGUUCUGAGGCCGACGAUGAGGACAUAGAAGAGCAAUCUCAGGUAGCGGUUGUUAGGGGCAAUCACACCGGUAAUUCCGACUCUUACAGCUUCCCAUCAACACUUUCCGCAUCCCUGUCUAUUUCGUCAACGACUACUCAACACGGUGCAAGCAAGGUAUCAGCACCAGGGUCUUCCUCCUGGCAGUCCGCGGACAAAGGGCACAACAAGAAUUUGGUAGCGUAG